Molecule: messenger RNA, 930 nt
Organism: Drosophila hydei
Lineage: Eukaryota; Metazoa; Arthropoda; Insecta; Diptera; Drosophilidae
Product: leucine-rich repeat extensin-like protein 1
Exons: 3
Coding region: 1-930 (309 amino acids)
Source: RefSeq, a predicted model, not a curated record
AUGCAUCCAGCGUGGCUUCGUUGUUUCGGCCUGCUCUUGUUGGUAUUGAGCUGCUGCGAGGCGGCACCAUCGAAAGAGAAGGAGGAGCAGCUGGUGCGCGUUUAUCCCAUCAACGAGGAGCAGUACGAAAGUCUGCUAAAGCUCACCGAGGGCAAGAAUGUUAUAUCCGAGGCGCGUCUAACCAGCGCCGGAUUCACCGCAGUGCGCAACACUCUCGGCUCCGGCUGGCAUUCCCUGCUGCGCAUCAUGGGCUUCACGGCAACUCGUGCGGAGCAAACGAAGAUCGACAUCGACGGGCAGCCCUUGUGCGUCAUGAAGCGCAGUGUCGACGAUGCUGAGGUGGAUCAAACAAAACCGCGUGACCUGGAAGGCAAAUCAGCAAGCGAUGAAGAUUCGGUAAUCAACUGCAUCGUGGUGCUCAAGCGAGAUCCUGCUUUGGAGUCGCUCAGCUCUAGCAAUCCAGACUUUGCGCCCUAUUGGUAUACUGCAAACAGCGCAGCGCAGCCAGUGCAGCCAGUGCAGCCAGUGCAGCUGACGCCACAAGUCAACUCCGAGCCGCAAGCAGCUGAGCUAAUGGCUAAGCAGCCAGCGGCACCUGAGACGGAACAGCUGGAGCAGCAGCUGGAACCAAGCUCGGCCGCUGUAACUGCGCCACAGGCAACCAAGAAGCGCAGCAAAUCCAAAAAAUCCAGGCAAGGCACGCGCUCGUCACUCGCCUCGAGUGCUGCGCGUCAAUAUGGACCACCACUGCCGCCACCACCACCACCACUACCACCACCACCACCAGCACCAUAUGGCAGUCCCUACGGCGGUGCCUAUCCCUAUGGCGGCUACACUCAGACUCCUUACAGCCAAUACAAUCCCUAUGCGCCCUACGGCCAGCAGCCGCCCUCAUCUACAGAGCAAGCUCCACUCAGCAUUUUCAAAUAA